Molecule: messenger RNA, 4063 nt
Organism: Salvelinus sp. IW2-2015
Lineage: Eukaryota; Metazoa; Chordata; Actinopteri; Salmoniformes; Salmonidae
Source: RefSeq, a predicted model, not a curated record
CUCGCUCAGUCUAGAGCGGAGUGUGUGAGUGUGCACACAACAGAGAGAGCAGACGAUAGAAAGAGAGAGCUGUUCUAUUCUGGUUUUUAUUCUGUCUAUCCGUUUGUCUCCUCCAGACACCCAGGACUCCUCUGGCUCUCUCUACCCCGGCAGGGUGUUUGCUGUUGGUGUAACACUCGACCAGCUCAGCCUCCCUCCUGUUGGGAACUCUGGAGCUCCCUCUCUCGCCGUCUGUGUUUGCUCUCCAUCGACUGGCUGAUUUUCUUCAUUUGGAGUGUGUGAGAGUGUGUUUUACUCGGCAGGAUUAGGCAGUCAGUAUGCACUGUGGUACAAGCUGGUGGAGGGCGUUUCACUCGUAGGUGUGUGUUGUUGCCUCUCGCUCUGUGAGCCGCACUUGAGUCUCGUACACUCGUCGGAUCUAACGGAACAAGCACCCACCAUUCCCAAGGAUUUGGGAUAUUUGAAUAAAGGUUUAGCCUUCCCUGAAUUGUGGAUACAGAGAGGGACUACACAUUACAACUUCCCUGAGGAGUAACAUCGUCUGAGCAGGUUGAGAGAGGGAGGAGUUCCCUCUUGUUUUACCAGGCUGACCAGUGAGGUCUCUUAGUAUUGAGGAGUUGCUUCUCCCAUUGAAACGGAAUUUCAGAGAGCGAACCUGAUGAGAGGAUGCAGCAGGAAGCAGAUGUGAGACUGAGCCCCACCUGAGCCCUCACCUCCCACCCCCGCCCCCACCCGGCCGUCCCAUCAUGCACAUGCCGUUUCGAGGUCGUCUGAAGCUGCUGGUGGCAUCUCUGACCGCCGUCAUCCUGCUCACCUGGCUCUACCUGCUGGCUGGGAACCUGGAGAAUGGGCGUUCUCUACUCCUGUCCCCCUGUUUGUCAGAGACCCCCGAGGCACGGGUUCUAGAGCGGGCGGUUCUAGAGUCACGGGUGCGCGAGAUGGAGGAGGAGAACCGGCAGAUCCGCCUGCAGCUCAGCCAAUUGCAGGGCACGGCCGGCCAGCCCGCCGACGGUGGUAACUACGGCAACGCGGCGUGGGGGGCGUCAGCUGACACUGGGCCCGAGGAUGUGGAGAACACGGCGGAGGAGAGAGCCAAUCACACAGAGUGUCCCCGUUCGCCCACCGUACUGAAGUGUGAGCUGAUCCAUGUAGCGUGCGUGUGCGCCGGUCACAACGCCAGCAGAGAUGUGGUCACCCUGGUCAAGUCCAUCCUGUUCCACAGGAAAAACCCUCUCCAUUUCCACUUCAUCACAGACGCAGUAGCCAAUCAGAUCCUGAGUUCUCUGUUCCAGUCCUGGAUGGUUCCGUCUGUACAAGUUAGCUUCUACGACGCAGAUGAACUCAAGUCUGAGGUGUCAUGGAUACCUAACAAGCACUACUCGGGUAUCUACGGCCUGAUGAAGCUGACCCUAACCAAAGCGUUGCCCUCUGACCUCACAAAGGUCAUCGUCCUGGAUACGGACAUCACCUUCGCCACCGACAUCGCUGAGCUCUGGGCCAUCUUCAGGAAGUUCACUGACAAGCAGGUGAUAGGUCUGGUGGAGAACCAGAGUGACUGGUACCUGGGGAACCUGUGGAAGAACCACAAACCCUGGCCCGCCCUGGGACGAGGCUUCAACACUGGGGUCAUCCUGCUCUACCUGGAGAGGCUGCGACGGAUUGGCUGGGAGCAGAUGUGAGGCUGGACCGCCGAGAAGAGAGCUAAUGGAGCAAUGCUCAGUACCUCGCUGGCUGACCAGGACAUCUUUAAUGCGUUCAUUAAGCAGAACCCAGUCCUAGUGCAUCAGCUGCCCUGCUUCUGGAACGUUCAGCUGUCUGACCACACACGCUCCGAACAGUGCUACACAGAGGUGUCUGACCUCAAGGUGAUCCACUGGAACUCUCCUAAGAAGCUCCGCGUGAAGAACAAGCAUGUGGAGUUCUUCAGGAACCUCUACCUAACCUUCCUGGAGUACGAUGGGAACCUACUGAGACGAGAGCUGUUUGGCUGCCCCAGCCGUGCCACCUCAGAGAGUGUACAGUUACAAGGAGCUCUGGAGGAGCUGGAUGAAGACGACCAGUGUUAUGACUUCCGGCGGGAGCGAAUCACAGUGCACCGCGUGCACCUCUACUUCCUGCAGUACGAGUACACGCCCACCGGGGACGACGCGGACGUCACYCUGGUCGCACAGCUCUCCAUGGACAGGUUACAGAUGCUGGAGGCCAUAUGUAAGCACUGGGAAGGCCCUAUCAGCCUGGCCUUGUACAUGUCAGACGCUGAGGCCCAACAGUUCCUGCGUUACGCCCAGGCCUCCGAGGUGCUGAAGAACCGUAAGAACGUGGGCUACCAUAUCGUUUACAAGGAGGGCCAGUUCUACCCCGUCAACCUGGUGAGAAAUGUGGCCCUGAGGAACGCCAAAACGCCCUAUGUGUUCCUGGCAGACGUGGACUUCCUGCCCAUGUACGGCCUCUAUGAUUACCUCAGAAAGUCAGUGGUCCAGUUAGACAUGGCCCACACUAAGAAYGCUCUGGUGGUACCGGCCUUUGAGACGCUGCGCUACCGCCUCUCCUUUCCCAAAUCCAAAGCUGAGCUGCUCUCCAUGCUGGACAUGGGGACCCUCUACACCUUCAGGUAUCACGUUUGGACCAAGGGCCAUGCUCCUACCAACUACGCCAAGUGGCGGACAGCCACCACGCCCUAUAAGGUGGAGUGGGAGGCAGACUUUGAGCCCUAUGUGGUGGUGAAGCGGGACUGCCCUGAGUAUGACCAGCGCUUUGUGGGCUUUGGCUGGAACAAGGUCUCCCAUAUCAUGGAGCUGGAUGCACAGGAGUACGACCUGAUGGUUCUGCCCAAUGCGUUCAUGAUCCACAUGCCACACGCACCCAGCUUCGACAUCUCCAAGUUUCGCUCCAGCCCGGGCUACCGCUACUGCCUGCAGACCCUGAAAGAAGAGUUCCACCAAGACCUGUCCCGGAAGUACGGCGCAGCUGCCCUCAAGUACCUCACUGCUCAGAGGAACAUCUAAACCAGGACUCCCAAGGGCCACUGGGCUCCAUAUCUAGGGCCCCAACGGCCCCACUGGCCCCCAUGCUGCUCCCUGGCAAGUCUGAAGGGGUUUGGGAAUAUUGGCAACUAUCUUGGAUAUCAAGAUGGAGCUUUAAAGUCUUGUAGAAAUUUCUGGAGAUGUGUUAAACUUUCUGGGGUGGUUUGGGCUGGGAUGACCCACCCAACUCUGCUAUAAUGGAUUAUGGCCCAAACUGGAAUAAAAACAAUGAACCAAACAGAACAGACAUGACAGUUGUCACACGAUGUUGGGCUCACUGGGAAGACGUUCCUCUGAGAGGGAUGAGUGGUUGACUGCUUUAAGUCUGGGAGUAAGUGACAAUUAUCAUGAUUUGUUCGGACAAUCGGGGCCUUUUCUGAGGAAAAUACAUUUCAAACCAAUACGUCCACAUGGGAUAUCUGGACCUGGACCUCAAGGACAGGACGUUUGAGAAACACAGAACUGAAAGAAAGGGAAGUUGCAUCUUCCCUGGUCUCUUCAAGGGGACGAAUCGGAAUCACGUUCGGAGUGACCAAUCGAACUGGAGAAACGUUUAAGCCUUAUAAUUUUCCAUUAUAUUUAAUAAGAUAUUUAAUGAUAUCAGUUUUUUUCUCAAUGUAAAUGAUUAGCAAUUAAUAACAAACAAAUAUGGCAAAUAUAGGUUUUGGUUAUGAUGUUGCAUAAUAAUUAUAUUAUUUUUUCCUUUCUCUAUUUUUGGGCCCCCUGAAAGGAAAGAGUAUGUCCUUGUUUGAAAGCUUCUGAAUGAUUGAGCGGGGAGAAUAGCCAGGCAUCAUGGUUAAGCUGGACAUUGUGUAUGUGUGUGCACUCACUGACUAAAUGAGCUGCUCACUAAGUCACCAUGCUAUGUCAUACUACAUUCUUACCACUCAAUGUCAUAUAAUUUUCUCUUUCCUCUACAUCAUACUAAUAACCUGCGUUUAUCAUCCUGCAUCUAAAGAAUARAUAUAUACAGUAUCAGUCAAAAGUUUGGCCACACCUACUCAUUCAAGGGUUUUUCUUUAUUUUGACUAUAUUCUACA